CGGCUUUGUUGUGCCGGAGGAUCUUUCAGCCCAGCCUGAAAUGGCAGAUGAUCUCAUUGGGCUGGAUCUGGGGAAGCCCUGUCACUCGCAGCCAGGCAAGUUCGCCGCCCACGAACAGCUCAGACGCUGGAUCCUCCGGCCUUGAGAAAGUUCCUGUAGGCGCUGGGUGGGUGCUGGCAGCUGCCCCCAGCCUCGGCCCCCCGCCGGCACACAGGGAGCCGGCCAGGAGGAAAAGACCCUUGUGCGCCUGGAGCCCGGGGAAAGCCCCGCUUUGUUUUCUGUGGACACAGCGCGUGUCUGGUGGCCGCCCAGCCUCAGCUGUGUCCUGUGGAGUUUCCUGGACUCAGGAGAAGCCCCCAGAUGAGUGCAUCAGCAGUGUCCCAGGGAGGGUUGACCUGGGACUGGCAGGACGCCGAGGGCUGGGGUGGCCGCCAAACCUGGCUAGAGCUAUGCAGCCUGGGGCAGAGCACGGGCUGGACUUUCCACUUGGCUGGCCACCACAGAAACUUCAGAAACAGAAAGCUUUGUAGUACGGAGGCUACUUUAAUUCUUUGGACUUGGACAUUGCUGUUACUUGUUGUUGGUGUUUAAUGUAUAUGUGCCGCAUCGCAGAGUACAGCUCCGGAGUCACAGCCACACACCCAGUAACUCUGGCCUUGAGCAAGUCACGUUACCUUUCUGAGCCUCAGUUUCCUCCCCUGUUGAAGGGGGCGGCGGUACUGCUCCUAGGGCUGUCGGGAGCAUGUACAUCACACGUGCCAGGUGCCUCACACGUGGCCGGCCCUCAGUAAACGGUGGUCCCCUCUCUUCCCUUCAUCCCCCGGGAGCUUUGAAGAGGCUCUUGGUCGGCCUCUAUUCUUGUUCACCUCCCAGAGGUUCCUGGCUUCUUGGGAACACCCACCUUUCCUCGGGAUGCAGGUGAUGUAUGGGCCACCUGCCAGAGCCUCCAGGGAAGAACUGCCCCGGUUGUCCAAGGGCCAAGGAUGGUGUCAUUGCCGUCCCACACCAUCGCCGCCCUACAUCCCGCUGGUUGCCAUGGUGAGUGACAGCUCUGAGGACAGCCCAGGGAAAAACACUAGGGCUGUAAAGUUGAGGCUCUGCCCUGGAAACCACAGAGACCAAGGCCCCUCCUGUGCAGACUGCAACCCGCCCUGCCUGGGAGGACAGCCCUGGAGCCACUGGGGAGUCACAGGAAUCAGCAAGUUACCUGAGGGGAAAUGAUGCAGCUCUGAGUGUCCCGUGUGAGGGCUUCCCCAGCUUGCUGGAUCAUCAUGAGACACUGGGAACAUGCUGUAGCUUUUGCAGGUCUGUGGUCACCCCUGGCCACGACACUACCCAGCUGCGAAGGGAGCUGAAGAGUCACUCUGGACAGGUUUAAAGAAGGGGCCACCUUGGGGCGGGCCUGGAAAUGUCUUUGCAGGCGGCACUGACGUGCCAGCACAUGGACUGCUGAUCUGGGCAACACAUCCUGGAAGCCCAGUCCCCACCCAGCCCAGUGCUGGGAGUGUCGUUUGCACAAUACCCCUCAUACAGCAGUCUGCUGCUGCUCCAAGGAUGUGAUCCAGCUGAGGUUUGAAAGCGUGGUCACUCCAGCUCAGGCGCCAAGGCUUGGUGGGUCUGGCCGGUUUGCCUCCAUGUCUUGCCGACCUCUCCCUCCCAGACUCCAGCCCCAGAGAGGUGCUGUCACCCUCCCCAGAGGGGCUGUGCUGUGAGGCGCCCCCCUUGCAUCGCUGGGCCCCACCGGGAGACUCUCUCUUCCUAGGCCCGUGGUAAAGCUAAUCAAAGGCACCUCCAAGCCCCUAACAUAUCGCAGGAAACGCAAGGAGAUGGGAAGACUGCAUGGACUAGGACUUCUUUUGGGGAGAACACUGCACCUGGUUCAAGGGAAGUCUUGGACAAAACUUUUGGGGUGGAAGUGAGGCCCCCAAGAAUCAUGCUCAGCCCCAGCCCACGGCUGGGGAGCUUUCUAAGGGGCUGGGCCUGUGGGCCUUUGGUCUUUUGAGGAGCUGGGUUUGGGCUGGAGCUGAACUGCUCGGUCCAUCAGGGGUUCCUCCUUCCCACCCUCUUCCCACCCAGCGCCCAGGCCCUCCCCAGUCAGAAGUAUUGACUCAAUGCUACAAGAACAUCACCUUGUUGUGUCCCCAGUUCUUAAUCUCCCUAGAUCCUCGUGUCCCCAGCCUGCCCUGGGCCACAGCACAUCUGCAUCCAGGCCCAAAGCCAACCCCUUACUCACCCUGCAAACCCAACUGAAGUGGCUGGUCCUUUGGGAAGCUCAGUGCAAGGCCAUCUCAACUCUGCACGCCAAGCCUAGGCCCCUUUGCAGUGGUGGGAAGAAGAGAGGUAGCCACGGAUAAGACACUUGUAGAAAAUGAGCAAUUGACUGAGUCUCAAACACUGGAAGAUUUUCAUGAGCUAAUAACUUUAGCAGAAAAAGAAAAAUUGCUGAACUCAUAAAUUGUGAUUUUGCAUGCUCAUCUAUUUCCACAGCACGUUGCUAGAUAACUAAGAGCUUGUUCUUUGAUUAUGGCCAUUUAGUGAAUGGAAUUCUAACAGGCUUGUUUGAGUCUCACGAGCCUUGCAGUUUGCACCAAGAAGCUGUGCGUUCCAGCACUUCCAUCUGGCAGAUGGCCUCCCUGCAAUGCGCUCAGAAGUCAGGAGAACCUCAGCAUCCACAGAAGCGCGAUUCAUCAGGGCAAUUGUUUUCCCUGCUGUGAACAUGACACCUCCCUGGGUUUCUGAGGGCAACCCACACAGGAAGGACCUGGUUUCGCAUUCUCUGUGGCAUUCAAAACCACAUGGAGCGUCCAACAUGCUUUUGUUUCUGACAUUGAUCUUCCUGCUCACUUUUUGUCUCCCUGAAAACUCUGCUGCAGCCACGAGCCAGCCCACGUGCAGUGUGGCAAAGCCCUGGGCUAUCCUCACCCCGGUGGGGACUGCGGUGUUGUGUCCCGUGAGAAGCCUGACGUUCCCUCAAAGUCUGAACACUGAACACCAAUCAAUGGUUCUGACCGGAGGCUGUCUGGAAUCAGGCUUUGCUAAUUGUUAUUUUUAUGAGAAAAUUACUUGUUUCUGUUCCUUGCGGACCAGAAGAAGGAAAACAACUUGAGCCAGCAGCUGAACGGGAAGGCGAAGCCCAUUAGCUCCCUAAUGAGUUACGAGUAAGAGCUGCGACUUGGUGCCGCCUCCGGAAGCAAAGGCGCAGGAGGCAGCGGCUCCGUGACGACUGCUGGUCCAGCCCGAGCCAGUCCUUUUUUGGGAACUUCUGCAUCUUAGGUUCUCAGUCCGCAAAACGGAGACUCGAAACCUGCUGAAUUAUGUCCGGCCACCCUACUCAGGGUCAGCCUGUUCUGAGAGGCAGCCUGUCACAGACCAAUUACAGGAAUGUUUCUAAAGCAAACAAAAGCCCAGCAAUUUGCACUGAAAAACAAAACACGUAACUUCCUGAAGAUACGUUAUUGUCUGAAGAUGGAAGUCUGUGAUUUUGAAGGAAAAAACAAAGUUUUCUUCAAGGAAGGGAGUAUGGGGUGCCCGCCCUGCGCGGGCCCUGACCAGGCGCUGGGGACGUAGAGGAAUCAGCACGGUGCCCGCCUUCGGGCUCUUCCUGCAGUGGGAGGAAGGGACCCCGUGCAGCCAGCUCUGAGCCACAGGACGGCGAGGACAUCCCCAGGGAGCAGGCACUCGGCAGGACCUGCAGGUGUGACGGAGAAUGAGGGCACCGCUGGGCCAAACCCAGAGGCUUGUGGGGCGGUCAUGCAGGGAGAUGGCACAGAGGAGUGGGUGCGGGCCCAGAGCGGGAAAGACCUGGGGUGCCAGGCGGGGCUGGGUGUUCUGGCUGCUCUCUGAGUUCACCGCCACCCUCCCAUCGUGGGGCCCCAAGAGGCUCCUGUUGCCCAAUGUCAUUCCCAGACUGCAGGGCACUGGGCCGAGCCCCAGGGCUCUGGCCUCCACUUCAUCUUCCUCGUCUGUUGCCAUCUCGCCGCUUCUCUUCAUUGCUGCUCUAGUCCACAGUCCCCAAGGAAGUGUCAGUGCUGAGGGGACAGAACAGCACAUGUGCCGCUCUCCACAGGGCCCCGCCACGGUGGGACCUGCAGUACAAGGCAGUCGGGUUGGGGCAGGAGCCCAGCUGGGAGCUGGGAGGCCUGGCUCUGGCGGUGACUCCAGCAUUUCCUGCUCUUUGACCUUGGGUGAGUCACUUUCCCUCUGGGCUUCGGUUUCCUCUUCUGUCAAAUGAACAUGUGUGUAUAUAGUCAUUUCUUUCCUGCCUGCCUUGCUAUUGACAUAAUAGAAGUCAAAGCAUUUGAUAAACUCCAAAACAUACGUCUAUUCUUAUUCCGGCAGGACACUGCCACGCCGGGGGAUUCAGCAUGCUCAGGGCAACUGCCCCCCGCCUCCCCAGGGAUUCCAUCAUUAGCCGUCUGGGAGGACCACGGCAGCUUCAUGUGGCCUGGCCGUCCCCACAGGGCCUGGGCUGGGGCGGAGGAGGCAGGUGCCACAGCAGACAUAGCUCUGGGGCAAGGUCGCAAGGCUGCUCCCCAGGCCAGGGUGCUGCCAGAUGCUGCCACCUGCCCACUCACACAUGCAAUAGUGGGCCUGGCCACAUCCUGACCCUAAGCCCUGGGACAUGCACCUUCCCUUAGCCCUGGAACUACCUCCCCAUUGCCUUUUUCUGGCCUGUGUGCAGAGUCUAAAAAACUAUCCCCAAGAGCCAGCCUGGCUGUGCCAAGGUGCGAAAGCUGCCCAGCAUCCGUGGGGUCUGUGGCUUCCCCCGGCCCUGCCUGUGCCUGCUGGGCUGCCAGGUGCCACGGGGUGAGCUGUAGAGGGAGGACGGCAGUCACCCCACUCUCUGACCCCAGUUCCUGCAUCAACAAAGUUGGCGUAGAGGCGCUCCAGGGCCUGCCACGAUCGCACGUUUACAGUAAUGAGUUUCCUCCCUGCACGCCUGCUCCUCGUGACCGAGCCACGGGUGUGCGGGGUGAGCGAGCUCUGCUCUGAGGCCAGCCUGCUUGUGAUGCAGCACACGCGGGUGACGCGGCAGCUUCAGGCAUUUCUGCAGACCCUCGGAUCUCAACCCGGCCUCACACUCCGCAAGGCCCAGGCUGCCUGCAGACCUGCCCCCAGAUGCCGGCCCAGCAGCAGCCCCCACCCGGGCCCCGCCUCCGUGGUGGUCAGAAGGCCCCCAGCCGAGCCGCCCUCCCCUCCCCCACGCCCAGAGGCUGAGCCUGUCUCUGGCCACCCCGGGGCCUCCUUGCUCCAGCGUAUCCCCCACUCCAGGAAAAUCUGUUUCCGGUGCUGCAGGUCAACCAAGUCCCCUGUGCACGGCUGGGCCUGUGUCUUCUCUGUCCCUGUGGGUUUGCUUCCUCCUUGGAGUCAGGAUUCAGAGUUCUUCACCCCACCCCUUAGUGCCAGCCUAGUGCCUGACAUGUCCCCUCACUCAGUGUUUCUAAAGAGGGAAACCAGGUGGCAGAGGCACCUCUGGGCCCCUUGCCCACGGCUGUGUUCUCCUCGCACCCCAGAGCUGAGAUUGGUGCAUCAUACGCCCCUGACCUCAAAGACUCGCACUAAGGGAGGGUACACGUGGAUGGGAAGUGAGGAAACUGAAGCACAGAGGUACCACUUGUCCAAAGAGGAGGGGGAGAGGGACCAAAGCGGUUCAGCCACGUUGGAACCCAAGUGGGCUGUUCUGAGCCACCCCACCUCCCCUCUGGCCAACCUUUCCAUUUCCCUCCCCACCUCCCUGCAGCAACGCCUGCCCAGAGCCCUUCACUGCUGUUCCCUCUCCCACCUCUUCACCUCCAAAAGUGUCCCACACUUCCAAAUGCUCUCAUCCCCCCUCCUCACCCCCAUGCCCGCUCCCGGUGUCGAGAGGAAAGCAACCAGCUCAGCUAAAUCAUGUGGCGAUGUCCAACGGGUCCUCACAAAGUAGCCUCAUCCAGGGGACGCGAAGUCUGGAGGGAGAGGGAGGCACUCUGCGGGGCAGCUAGCCGCCUGGUGGCCUCUGCUUCCUGGAACUUGGGAAGGCCAGUGAUGAGGGGAUCGUAGCUUCAGAGACUGAAAAACACCUGCAAGGAACGGGAAUCAGAAGCGUCCGCGUUUGCAUGAACGGCACAGGGGCUGGACAUCGUCGCGUUCAGAGGGAAAAGGGGUUUGGUUUGUCCAGUUAUGAGAUUUUGAACCUUGUAUCUUAUAUGUAGACAAACUACUAAUUAAAUACCCUUUCAGACA
Messenger RNA from Lemur catta (Ring-tailed lemur), 6222 nucleotides. RefSeq lists its product as uncharacterized. Lineage: Eukaryota; Metazoa; Chordata; Mammalia; Primates; Lemuridae. The record is from RefSeq and is a predicted model, not a curated record. Bases 4919 to 5923 code for a protein of 334 amino acids. The transcript has 7 exons.